Achroia grisella is the source of this 2450-nucleotide messenger RNA. RefSeq names its product carboxypeptidase D. Bases 120 to 1538 code for a protein of 472 amino acids. Gene Ontology annotation, molecular function: metallocarboxypeptidase activity; zinc ion binding. Gene Ontology annotation, biological process: proteolysis. NCBI's taxonomy places the organism in Eukaryota, Metazoa, Arthropoda, Insecta, Lepidoptera, Pyralidae. The record is from RefSeq and is a predicted model, not a curated record. The transcript is spliced from 11 exons. Gene Ontology annotation, cellular component: cell surface.
GUCCGUGGUUAGGAUUGUGUCGCUUCAUUUCAACUUUCGGUAUCACCGCGAUCGAAUUAUCGUAAAUGAUAUACCAAAGCUGUGUAUGUAGUUCAGGAUUUCUCAUAUAAGUUUUAAAGAUGACAAUAUAUGUGACCUGGAUAUUAAAUGUUUUUCUUCUGGUGCCUUUCUUGGGAUCAACCUACACACAGUCACAACCCGAGCCCAGUUAUGCAGCGUAUGAAGCAUCUACAAUUUUGGGUGAUGUGGAACCUCGGGACAGCACUCCAGACCUGGAGUUCCGCUACCACGAUCACGAUCAGAUGACGAGAUACCUUCGUGCAGUCUCGGCGCGGUACCCAGCCCUCACCGCACUCUACUCCAUCGGCAAGUCUGUUCAAGGACGUGAUUUAUGGGUGAUGGUAGUUUCGGUAUCUCCAUAUGAACAUAUGAUUGGCAAACCAGAUGUUAAAUAUGUUGCCAACAUUCAUGGCAACGAAGCAGUCGGUCGUGAGCUUCUUCUGCAUCUAAUUCAGUACUUGGUAACGUCAUACGACACAGACCCAUACAUCAAAUGGUUGCUUGACAAUACUAGAAUCCACCUGAUGCCCUCAAUGAACCCCGAUGGUUUUGCAAUCUCCAAAGAAGGCCAAUGUGAUACAGUUUUUGGGAGGUAUAAUGCACGACGUUACGAUCUUAACCGCAAUUUUCCCGACUAUUUUAAACCAAAUACAAAACAACCACAACCAGAGACAGAAGCAGUGAAGGAAUGGAUCAGCAAGAUACAGUUUGUGGUAUCGGGCUCGUUGCAUGGAGGAGCUCUUGUCGCCUCAUAUCCAUUUGAUAACACUCCUAGUGCUAUGUUCCAAAACUACGCCCAUUCACCAUCGAUUGCGCCUGAUGACGACGUGAUGAGGCAUCUGGCGCUAGUGUACUCAAAGAACCACGCCAAAAUGUCGCGAGGCGUUUCUUGUAAGACCGGCUCACCACGCUUCGAGAACGGUAUCACCAACGGCGCUGCUUGGUACCCACUCACAGGUGGUAUGCAAGACUACAAUUAUCUAUGGCAUGGAUGUAUGGAAGUUACGUUGGAGAUAUCAUGCUGCAAAUAUCCGCCGGCGCACGAACUAGGAAAAUAUUGGGUCGACAACAAAGAGUCAUUGAUAAAGUAUCUCGCGGAGGCUCAUCGCGGCGCACAUGGAUUUGUGAUGGAUGAAAAUGGCAACCCCGUAGAGCGCGCAACGAUCCGAGUAAAGGGUCGCGAUGUCAGUUACCACACCACUAAAUAUGGCGAGUUCUGGCGCAUCCUGUUGCCCGGAACCUAUAAACUUGAUGUUACAGCUGAAGGUUAUUUGCCACAAGAAGUUGAAUUCAUUGUUAUUGAUAGUCACCCCACCUUACUGAAUGUCACUUUACAUUCGGCCAAACGCAUUGAUGGCGGCCCCUACUACAGACCAGUGGCUCCCCCGCGGCCACCUGCAGCGCCGGCGCCAGGUCCCGGCAUCUUUGCUUCUAUUACAAACUCAUUCAAUAGUCUCGUGUCAAAUAUUUUUGGAUAACUCUGUAUAAUACUAACAAGUUCAUAGUAAUAUAAAAUAAUUAUAAUUUGAUAUGUAUAAAUCCACACAUGCAAAUAGUUUAAAAACAGCUCAAAAUCAGUUAUUUGGAAUAGAUUAAAACCUACCGAUUAGAUUAGGUAUACUUAAAGAAGUCAAGGCAAAAAUAGUAUUGAGGUAUAUAGAUGAAAAAUAAAAUGAUUCGCCACUAAAUUGGCUAGAAAUGGGAGAAGGUAAUAUCUUAAAGUAUAAUAGUGAUCAUGAUAAUACUUAGAUAAUUGAAGCACUAAGGUCCUAAACAGCUUAUUUUUAAAAUAUUGGGAUCACCAAUGAUGUCUUCGUCAGUAGGUAACAAGUAGAUACAAUAUUUAUUAUAGUAAUACUUAUAUGUACUUGUAUAUUAAGAUCUCAGAAACACUACAAUAUAUAAAGACUUUCUAGAGGUCUAAAUUUAAAGUGAACUCUCUAUUAAGUUACUGGAAUGAGGUAGGUAUUAUUCCAGCACAGGAGUUAGUUCAAAAUCUUUUAAAGUUUGUUUUUUAUUAGAUACGGAUAGUUCUUAAUAAAUCUUGAAUUCUCCAUUGUUAAAAAUCCAAUACUGAACUGUAGGUAUCACAUUUUAAUAACUUACAUUAUCAAAACUAUUAUUUUAAUAGAAAUCAACUAUGAAAUGUAUUUGAUAUAUCAGAGGUGUUAUCGAAUCAUAAAAUGUAAAUGAAUAGUUUUUUUACGAAGUAGGUAAUAUAUUUACAAUUACACACAUAAUUAAAUGAGUUAGACACAUAAAUGAUCAAAAUUAUUUUUAUCAAUGAAGACUAUCCUUGUAAGGAACAUUUAGAUCACAAGUAUUAUUAGAUAUAGUUAUUUUGUGCUUCACUUGGCACUAAAUUUUAUUUACGCAUUUGAGUACACUCA